This is a messenger RNA of Haemonchus placei, 501 nucleotides long. The record is from the annotation of a GenBank genome assembly. NCBI's taxonomy places the organism in Eukaryota, Metazoa, Nematoda, Chromadorea, Rhabditida, Trichostrongylidae.
AUGCCUCCGCGUGGUGAGAAGGCAAUGAGUCCCGAGGAGGCGAAGCAGCUUCAGGAACUUUACCAAGAAUACGAUUUUGGCAUGGAUGUGGGGCCAGAAGGUCCGAUUCCACCACAAUCGUUCCCGAUCAACUCGAAAUCCUCAGCACCUGCUUUCCAAUCUGCUACAGAUCAGGUUCCGCGUUAUGCUCCACCGCAGGUUCCACAGCCACCUCCUCGACAGGCCAUGCGAGAAGUCCCACUUACUAAAGAACUUCAUGAUGAUGGUGACAGAAACGUCCACAGAAUACAGAUUCAGCAACUACCAAUACCACAAAAAGUAGGGUUUCAACAUCUUAACGAUUCUGUAUCAGCUAAAGUCCUUUUUGCGUACAACUUUCUGUUCCGCUCUCUUUCUGCGCCAAGUGGAGGUCACAAAUUGUGGAAGCUUUUCAAAAAAAGUUUUAUCAUGACUACGAAUUUAAAUUUUUUACUCUCAAAAACUUUUGAAGAUGACCUCUAA